This is a messenger RNA of Dibothriocephalus latus, 408 nucleotides long. The record is from the annotation of a GenBank genome assembly. NCBI's taxonomy places the organism in Eukaryota, Metazoa, Platyhelminthes, Cestoda, Diphyllobothriidea, Diphyllobothriidae.
AUGUGUUUUGAUUUACAAAUCAAAGACCUGCACUCGCUUGCCCAUGCCCCCCUGUCAACCAUUCCUCGUUCCUCCCUACAGAACACUCUGGAGUCCGUAAGGAGCCUAGCUGGCCAGUUCCUUCGUUGGCCCAGAACGCCGCGUCUACCGGCACGGACGCGAUUUCGACGACCUGUCUCGCCUACCUGUAUCCAUCGCAGCGAUGACACCCUCGAUGUCGGUGAGAAACCGAUUGACGUCCUCCAGGUCCGACCGCUUGUCCUCGCGAAACGUGCUAUUGCAGUGUCGAUGGCCUUUGCAGCCAGCGCCUCUCUUCUCGUCAUAGCUCCCGACUUCCUCAGUUUGUCGACCGCUUUGUUUAUGAUGUUCAUGAGCUUUUUGAACUCGCUGGCAGUCGAUGGUUCCUAA